Messenger RNA from Cololabis saira (Pacific saury), 1740 nucleotides. RefSeq names its product hydroxysteroid dehydrogenase like 2 (gene hsdl2). The record is from RefSeq and is a predicted model, not a curated record. Lineage: Eukaryota; Metazoa; Chordata; Actinopteri; Beloniformes; Belonidae. Gene Ontology annotation, cellular component: mitochondrion. The transcript is spliced from 11 exons. The coding region runs from base 149 to 1399 and encodes 416 amino acids.
CAACAUCCGGUGGACUCUGUAAGUGGGUGAAAGGUGGAAAAGACGACCUAUUAAAUUCUACCUCAGCCCUGCCGCCGUCCUCACUCGGUCCUCCGCUCGUCCUCGCCGUGUCCUCACCUGUUCUCACCUGUCUUCACCUGUCUUCACCAUGCUGCAGAACAGCGGGAAGCUAGCCGGCUGCACGCUCUUCAUCACAGGGGCAAGUCGAGGCAUCGGCAAAGCUAUCGCUCUGAAAGCUGCCAGGGAUGGAGCCAACGUCGUCAUCGCGGCCAAGACGGCUGAACCGCACCCAAAACUGCCUGGAACCAUCUACACAGCCGCAGAGGAGGUGGUAGCGGCUGGGGGGAAAGCGUUGCCGUGUGUUGUUGACAUUCGGGAUGAGCAGCAGAUCGGAGCAGCUGUUAAGAAAGCCGUCGAGACCUUUGGAGGUAUCGACAUCCUGGUGAACAACGCCAGCGCCAUCAGCCUGACGGGAACUCUGGAGACGCCCAUGAAGAAGGUGGACCUGAUGAUGGGAAUCAACCUGCGAGGAACCUACCUGACGUCGAAGCUGGUCAUCCCUCAUCUACUGAAGAGUCGCCACCCUCACAUCCUGAAUCUGUCACCGCCACUUAACCUCAAUCCUGUCUGGUUUAAGAACCACACAGCAUACACGAUGGCCAAGUAUGGCAUGUCCAUGUGCGUCCUGGGAAUGGCGGAAGAGUUCCGGGGUCAGAUUGCCGUCAACGCCCUCUGGCCUAAAACAGCGAUCCAGACGGCAGCCAUGGACAUGCUGGGUGGCGACAGCGUGGGGAAGCAGUGUCGUACUUCUGACAUCAUGGCAGACGCUGCCUACGUCAUCCUGUCCAAACCCAAGGACUACACAGGUCACUUCGUGGUGGACGAGGAUCUCCUCAGGGCACAGGGGGUCAAGGACUUCGAGCCAUACGCCGUCCAGCCAGGUCACCCCCUGCUGCCAGACUUCUUCUUGGAUGAAGCACCAGAGAAACUGGUCCAGCACAUGGAGGAACAUGGGGCAACUCCAGCCUUCAAGCCACCACCAUCAUCGGCCUCAUCGCAGUCUGGUGGACCAAUAGAGAGCACUUUUGACGUCAUUAGAGGAGUUAUGAAUGAAGACGUCAUCAAGUCGACGCAGGGCGUCUACAAGUUUGACCUCUCAGGAGAACAUGCUGGUGUUUGGUUUCUGGACCUGAAGAAUGGCACCGGUACCGCUGGGCCAGGAGAACCACCUGCUAAGGCUGACGUCGUCAUGGCCAUGGACUCCGCUGAUUUCAGCAAGAUGUUUUCAGGAAAGCUGAAGCCCACGAUGGCCUUCAUGUCGGGGAAGCUGAAGAUCAAAGGCGACAUGACUCUGGCCUUAAAACUGGAGAAGCUGAUGGGCCGCAUGAGCAAGCUGUAAAGCUGAAGCCCCGCCCACUGGUUUCCCCGGCAACGCCUCCUCAACAAUGCCUUAACAAGAAUAUGUGCAGACGUGAAUACGUCUCACACUAACAACAAGCUGCACUGCAGUCAUGACGUCAGCGUCCGGGUGACGGCACCGCUGCUGACCAAGAUCAAGGCCUGACUGCUCUGGACCGGUCUCAUCCGCUCUCAUCCGGUCCAGUCCAGCUGGUGUGACAGCCAGCCAGUAAACACGUUUGUAACAGCUCUGAUUUUCACUGCUAGAAACAGUUUAAUACUUUUAAUUGUGACAACUGUAUCGCCGUGGUAACGGUAAAUAAAAAGGUUUGCUUCAUGGCA